Messenger RNA from Notodromas monacha, 363 nucleotides. NCBI's taxonomy places the organism in Eukaryota, Metazoa, Arthropoda, Ostracoda, Podocopida, Cyprididae. The record is from the annotation of a GenBank genome assembly.
GGGCUCACAUGCCGUCACGGCAACUGCUCUUGCGCCGACGGACUCAGGGCGUCGCCGUCGCCGCUGGGCACCACGUGCGUCCGCCUCGUGGCUUGCGGCACACUGUUGGCGGCCUGCAACGUGAGUGCCCCGUGUUGCGCCGGGCUCACGUGCACUGACGGCGCCGUCGCCAUUGCUCCUGGACACUGCGCCGCCACCGGUUAUGGACUCGGCAUUCACGACUUUGAACCCGUGCUCAAGAGGGAAUCAGGAGGAAUCUCGCCGACUCGAGUCUACCUCACGCACUUCUCAGCCGCCUCUUUCCUAGUAGUGAAACUCGUUUUGAAGAUCUUCGUCAUCAUCACGUGUUGCGCCUUGCUGCAG